Messenger RNA from Danio rerio (zebrafish), 3015 nucleotides. The record is from RefSeq and is a predicted model, not a curated record. NCBI's taxonomy places the organism in Eukaryota, Metazoa, Chordata, Actinopteri, Cypriniformes, Danionidae.
GAGAGUGUGUGUUACUCCGCUUGACUCUGCAGAUGGCAGCAUCUGAUCUCCGGUCAGUGUCUCCGUCUGCCGGUCUGCUGUCCCUCAGUAUCUGCGGUUCUCCGUCAUUAUAAUCCCGUCUCUGAAGCCGGCGUCAUGGCGCCCGUGAGGAGGCUCCUCUGCUGCGCUUCUGCCCGCGACUGAAGCGGCUCCGGUGGCGGACACACACACGGCAGCACCGCGGACACGAGGACCGGACACCGACCGCUGACUACCGGCUGAACAGAGGCCGAGGAUGGUGGAGCAGGGACAGGCGGGACGCAGGCUGGGGGCUCCGGAGAGUUUGGGCAUCAGCACACUGGAGCCCGGACACAAGCCGCCAGCCAUGCCAGCGGGGCGCCUGAUGCCCAUCAGAGUGCUGCUGCUGGACGACUCAGAGCAGAUCUUCGACAUAUCUUACCGAUCGUCUGGACGGGUGUUGUUUGAUAUGGUCUGCCUGCAUCUGAACCUGGUGGAGGGCGAUUACUUUGGCCUGCAGUUUCAUAAUCAUCACAGAAAGAUGGUCUGGCUGGAUUUACUAAAGCCCAUUAGAAAGCAGAUCACACGGCCCAAACACACUGUCCUUCGGUUCAUUGUGAAGUUUUUCCCUCCGGAUCAGUCUGUGCUGUUGGAGGAGUUGACCAGAUACUUGUUUGCUCUGCAGGUCAGGCAGGAUCUGGGAAGUGGACGUCUGACCUGCAGUGACUCCAGCGCCGCUCUGCUGGUGUCUCACAUCAUCCAGUCUGAGAUUGGAGAUUUUGAAGAGACUCAGUGCAGACAGCAUCUGCUCAACACCAACUACAUGCCUGACCAGAUGGCGCUGAUGGACAAAAUCAUGGAGUUCCACCUCAAACACAAGGGUCAGACACCAGCAGAGUCAGACUACCGUUUGCUGGAGCUGGCCUGCAGGCUGGAGAUGUACGGCAUCAGACUUCAUCCAGCAAAGGACAGAGAAGGAAAUAAAGUCAGUCUGUCUGUUGCACACGGCGGAGUCCUGGUGUUUCAGGGUCACAACAGGAUCAACAGCUUCAACUGGUCUGCGAUUCGCAAGCUGAGCUUUAAGAGACGGAGGUUUCUCAUCAAGCUGAGAGCAGACCCUACUCAAAAUGUGAGUCCAGACACUCUGGAGUUUUUGAUGGCGAGUCGGGACUGCUGUAAGAUGUUCUGGAAGAUCAGUGUGGAGAAUCACGCCUUCUUCAGGCUCUUCGAGGAGCCCAGACCCAAACCUAAAGCAGUGCUGUUCAGCAGAGGCUCUUCCUUCAGGUUCAGCGGUCGGACACAGAAGCAGGUGAUUGAUUAUGUGAAGGAAAAUGAGUUUAAGAAGCUGCCCUUCGACAGGAAGCACAGUCGAGUGCAGUGCAACAGCAGUCUAUCUCCUCUGGGCUCUGCACAGCACCAAGUGCCAAAUCAAGCUGCCAAGCAGAGUUGGGAGGGUGCAUUUUUAGUGAGCUCAGAAGAUUCUGCUGUAUUAAGGCCAUGUGGAAACUCCUCUCCGUCAACCCAGCGCAACGGAUGCAGUGACCAAACGUACCCCGUUCAGGAGGACAGCAGGAGUCCAGCAGCAAAGCAGCAGCAGGCCGUGGAUCGAGCAGGUCUGGCGUCCCGUGCAGCUAAAGGCAGCAGCUCAUCCAUCCCGUACAUUGACUGCAGCGAUGCAGAGUUUAGUGAGCAUGAAGUCAGAGGUCGCGUCAGCAGGUCGCACUCACACACACGUGACGGCAACAGUGAUUGCACAGGGUUUAGUUUGCCCAGACUACAUCAGCAGGACAGAUACUUCGGCAAGUUCAGGCAGAAAGAAUCUCCGCCUCUUUCCCCUGUAAGUCAAGCUGAAAGCCCCGCCCACAGCUAUCCCAGCCCCUCCUCUCCAAAUCAGAGUGCUAGCAUCUUUGAGUCGUCCUUGUUUGGUGGCCGUGUACGAGGGCCACUUCAUAGCACCUUAUUGGAAGAGUUGGCCACAAAGAGUAACUUAAAUCACCACACCGGCACCAGAAGCCUGACCUCUAGCCCUGCCCCCUCUUCCAUUCACAGGACGGGCUCACUAAGCCACGCCCAGUAUAACGGACAUGCUGGGCGGAGCGUCAGUUCAAAAGCCGGACGGGAAGACAGGGGUGGACUUUUUAGUAGCUGCUCCCCGAUUAUGAAUCGUUCCUCAAACAAGUCCCAGAAUACAGUCAGCCAGCUAGACAGGAACUUGCGUGUGCUGAAUCAGCCACACACCCCAGUUCUGUCCCGUUCUGAGAGGAUGGCCAUGCUGGAGCGCAGAAUGCUAGCCAAUGGGCUCACGCCUCCUGGCAAGGCCAGUCUUAAGCUAAGUUCCCCUCACCGGCGGUUUGGGGCUGUGCAAAUGAUCGACGGCUCCACCAGUAGUGGAACCGACACUAGCGACUCUGAGGAGGCGGAGUCUACUGGCUCCUGCAGCCAAUCGCUAGGCUUUGAAAACCAAGCUGGCAAUAGCUCCUCCCCCCUCCCCAGAAACAAAUACUCGUUCGGGAGCUUGGAGCUAGAUGAGCUUGAUAAUGAAGGCGAGUGUGUGAACCUAAGUGAUGAGGAAGGGAUGCAAGUGUUUAGCUGCUAGCAUGCUAGUGUAAAGACAUCAGUGCGGUGUGUUUCUCAGCAUUUCCGCAGUUUUCUUUUUCUGUAACCUGAGAUGGCCUUAGCUGUGUGAAGGAAGGCGAACUUUCUUCUCUGUCUUGAGGCAAGACUUUCUACAGUUCUUGCAUCUAAAUUCAGCAAGAAGAAACAUUUAUGGUGCCAAGUCUCUGCACGGAAUGCUAAAUAUUCGCAGUUCUGAUGCUGCAAUUAUCUGGAAUGUUUCAGAGGGAUGUUGUCAGUCCUUGAGGUAACUUCAGGAUUGGGUUGGAGACAUGCAUAGAUCUGACCAAAUGAGGUAUGUUCCUGAAUCCAGAUCCUCAUUGGUCUUUUCUUGUGGACUGUUUAGAUCAGGGGUGGCCAACCCUGUUCCUGGAGAGCCACCUUCCUGCAGAUUUCAGUUGCUAC